GAUUUUUGGCUUUUGAUACUGACGAGACUCGGUCAAGGAAUACGUAUUUUAGUAACUUUUCAGAGAUUUAUUUUCUGUAGUUUUAAAAACUUUUAUUUAGAUAUGAUUAAUAUGAAAUGUUUUUAAAGUAUAUUUUAAAUUCUAUUUGCUGAUGUGAUUGUGCAAAUGAGGCUGCAUAUACUACUAAAAAUUAAAAUAGAGAAUUUUGAGAGACACAUUUUUGUACUUCUUGAUUUCUUUUAAAAAUUUAUUAAAAAUUAUCAGACUAAUUUAAGUAUAAUUUGAUACGGUAGUCUUUAAUAGGUUGUCCUGUAGUUUAUACUUUCAUUUAUAGAUUAUUAAUAAUUAAAUUAAUAAGCCUAAAUUAUUAGCAUGCUGCAUAAAAUAUGACAUUCUGAAAAGCUUACUCCUUUCCUUGUGUUCCUUGAGGAAGUCUAAUUCGAUUUAAAAAUAAACCUAUGAAAGAUGGCUUAUAGUUGUUUUUAGAAACGAAUUUUUAGUUUUUGGACAUUGAGAAUUGCAUUAAAUAAUUUUCAUCUGCAGGGAUGUGGAAUGAAUGUAUCAAAAAAUGUAUCACUGUUUUAGACGGAGGUUUUUCUACAGAAUUGGAAAGGAAUGGUUUCUCUUUUCUGCAUGAUCCUUUAUGGAGUGCUACUGUUCUUCAUACAAAUCCUGAAGCAAUUAAAGAUGUCCAUAAAAGCUUUCAAAAUUCAUCACAGUUACCUUGAAAGGGGUGCUGACAUCAUCACAACUGCUAGCUAUCAAGCCAGCAUAGGAGGUUUUCAAAAGCAUCUUGGUUUGAAUUUGGAUGAGAGCAAGCGGUUAAUAAAACUGAGUGUUGAAUUAGCUGAGAAUGCAAAACAAGAUCAUUUAAAGGAAUCUAUUUCAGAGUGCAAGGAGAUAUUGAUUGCUGGAUCAGUUGGACCUUAUGGGGCUGCUUUGGCUGAUGGAUCAGAAUAUUCUGGGAAAUAUUGUGACAAAGUAUCUCAUGAGGAGCUUAUUAAAUGGCAUUUGCCUCGUAUCCAGUGCUUGCUUGAUGCUGGAGCAGAUUUAUUAGCAUUUGAAACAAUGCCUGCUGUGAAAGAAGCUGAAGCACUCAUGAAGUUACUUCAUGAUUUUCCUCAUGCAAAAGCCUGGUUGAGUUUUUCUAGUCAGUCUAUGCACUAUACAUGCAAUGGAGAAGAUAUUAGUUCUGCUGCAUUAAACUGUAUAAAAAGGGCACCCAGUGGUCAGUUGGUUGCUGUUGGAGUUAAUUGCUGUCCCGCAGAAUUUGCUGGUAGUCUUUUAAAAGACAUUGCUUCAGUUUCUGAUGGUUUUCCUUUGAUUGUUUAUCCAAAUAGUGGAGAAAAGUGGGAUCAUCAGCAAGGCUGGACUGGUGAGAAAGUAAAGCCUAAUCAUACUUAUUUGGACACAUGGGUUAAUGCUUCAGCAAAAAUAAUUGGUGGAUGCUGUAGAACUACACCUGAAGAUAUUUUUCACAUCCAUCAAUUCGCCUGUGAGAAAAAUAAAGAAAAUGUAGUUGCAUAAUUUAUAGAUAUUUAUUGCUUUCCCUACAAGCAGCUCAAUACAUUGAUGUGUAAUGAAGAAUAUUAUGAAGUUUCUUAAAACAUAUAUUUUGUAAAUAAAAGUGGAAUUAAAAUUUAUUCACUCGCAAGA
Messenger RNA from Stegodyphus dumicola, 1656 nucleotides. Its product is annotated as betaine-homocysteine S-methyltransferase-like. Gene Ontology annotation, molecular function: S-adenosylmethionine-homocysteine S-methyltransferase activity; zinc ion binding. Lineage: Eukaryota; Metazoa; Arthropoda; Arachnida; Araneae; Eresidae. Gene Ontology annotation, biological process: S-methylmethionine cycle. The record is from RefSeq and is a predicted model, not a curated record.